UGCAGACGCCGGCAGUCCCGAAUAAUUCUUUACCCUGAAUUAUUAGGUUUAUUUACCUGCAGCUAGCAGGCCUCGCCCGUCGAAACUCACACCAAACCCCGCACGUCAAGAUGAUGUCCGCGCAGUUACAACAGCAGGCCAACGCGGCCGCAGCGGCCGCCGCUAACGGAGGCGAUGGCGUCGCGACUCCGGCAGCUAGCCAGCCCCAGGCUAUCGAUGCGAUCACUCCAGAUGUCGAGUCACCUGCUUUGCGAAACCGAGCUGGUGAUAGUGAAAGCCCAUACAUCCAGGCUCACCAAGAUACGCCCGUGGCAUGGCAGCUGCUUGACAAAGAUUCUGUCGCACUAGCCAAAUCGCAAAACAAGCUCAUCUUUAUGAACAUUGGCUUCAAAGCCUGUCACUACUGCCGCCUCACAACGCAAGAGUCUUUUCGCAAUAAGAAUGUUGCAGAUCUACUCAAUUCGUCCUUCAUACCGAUAAUUGUGGAUCGCGAAGAAAGACCUGACAUAGACAGCAUAUAUAUGAACUAUAUUCAAGCCGUCAACAACGCGGGCGGCUGGCCGUUGAACGUUUUUCUGACUCCUGAGCUUGAGCCUGUUUUCGGGGGUACGUACUGGCCUGGACCUGGACGCAGUACCUCGGCUGCGGCUGAGGACGGAGAAGAGCCUCUUGACUUUCUGGGUAUUCUCAAGAAGCUGCAGAAGGUAUGGACGGAACAGGAGGCCAAAUGCCGGAAGGAGGCGCAGGACAUAGUGCUGCAGCUGCAUGAGUUUGCUGCUGAGGGAACCAUGGGGGUGGGGAACACGGAGAAGGUUCCCUCAGCAGUCGCCGCUGGCACUGCCGUUAAUGUAUCCACGGAAGUCCCGGAGCCUACUACGUCGACAGAACCAUGCACAAAACUGGUUUCUGCGUCUACUCCGGCAACAGAUCUCGAUGUUGACCUGGACCAGCUGGAAGAGGCCUAUGCCAACAUAUCCAGAACCUUUGACCGCACCAAUGGUGGCUUCAAUAUAUCGCCCAAGUUCCCUACUCCACCAAAACUCUCGUUCCUUCUGCGUCUGGCUCACCUACCCCCUGAGGUGGGUGAUAUUGUUGGUGGCCCGGAAGAAGUUGCGAAGGCGACUCACAUGGCAAUCGCUACGUUACGCGCAUUACGGGAUGGAGGCUUGAGAGAUCAUAUUGGGGCUGGCUUCCACCGGUAUAGUGUCACAGCGGACUGGUCUGUUCCGCACUUUGAGAAGAUGAUCGCAGACAAUGCACUGCUCCUUGGGGUGUAUUUGGACGCAUGGUUAGGACAGGCGGUCAAGGAGGGAAGAGCUCUGACACUGGAAGACGAGUUUGCCGACGUCGUACUUGAGCUGGGCGACUACCUGGGCAAUCCCGAGUCUGAGCUCGGGUCGAGUUCAAUACGUCAAGGCUCUCUGCUGGCCACGAGUGAGGCAUCCGACUCCUAUCAAAGGAAAAGCGAUAAGCAUAUGCGAGAAGGAGCGUUUUACCUUUGGACUAGGCGAGAAUUCGAUGCCACUGUCAGCAGCACAGAAGACGGAGAUUUGACUAAUGGGAAGCACGACGGUGACUUAUAUGCGCGGGUGGCAGCUGCAUAUUGGAAUGUUAAGGAACAUGGAAACAUCCCAGAGGAGCAAGAUCCUAACGAUGAGUUCAUCAACCAAAACGUCCUACGUGUGGUCAAGACGCCCACAGAGCUCAGCACAUCGUUCGGUAUCGCAGUUGAUGAAGUCCGCCAAAUUUUAGCUGAGGCGAAGAAAAAGCUGAGGGCCCGGAGAGACAUCGAACGUGUGCGUCCGGAAGUGGACGAGAAGAAGGUUGUUGCAUACAAUGCGAUGGCCAUAUCGGCUCUGGCACGGGCUGGUGCUGUGCUCCGGUCAACUGGACUUGACAAGAAUCGCGGAAACAUAUGGAUUAUGAGUGCUGAGCAAGCCGCCAAAGACAUCAAGGCCAAAUUGUAUGAUCAAGAGACAGGAAAACUCAGCAGGCACUGGUUCAGGAAUAAGAAAAGCUUAACGGAUGCGCUGGCUGAAGACUAUGCAUUCCUCAUUGAGGCAUUGCUGGACCUUUACGAAGCCACUGGACAUGAGAGUGCUCACCUGAAUUGGGUACAACAGCUUCAAGACAAACAAAUCGAGCUUUUCUACGAUGAUGUGGCACCGUCUAGUCAAAGUCUUGACUCUGAGGCGAAGAAGGCUCAAUCUGGUUCUGGCGGGUUCUACUCAACAGCAAAGGAAGCACCGCAUGUCAUUCUGAGGUUGAAGGAUGGCAUGGACACUUCACAGCCAUCCACCAACGCCGUCUCGGCCUCGAACCUCUUCCGACUGACCCUAAUCCUCGAUAAUUUGGAAAACAGCAUCAACGGAACGAAGAAUGCAAAGCGGUACGACUACGGUACCCUGGCACGAGAAACCAUAAAAGCCUUCGAAGUCGAGAUGCUGCAGUAUCCAUUCCUAUUCACUGGACUGCUGACCUCGGUCGUGAGCGCUCGGUUAGGAGGCCAGGCGGCUUUUAUAAACGUCGGGCAAGGACUUGGAGCUGAAGAUAGCUCGAACGUCAUCGUGCGAGAAUUUGCUUGCAAGCCCAGAGGUGGACUUAGGGCGCUCUGCGUCAAGAGAAAAGAUGCCGCCCCUCAGGAAGUCAGUGAUGGCGUACCUGGGAUUACUAGUGGUAUUGAGCAGCUGAAGACGGGUGAGCACUGAAACGAAAGAGCUUAUAGCCAUUCACAAUUCUGACGGGAUUUUUUUUUCACAGUUUCUUCUCUGCUUUCAGGCUGGUUUCGUGGGUUUGGCAUGUGAUGUUUUGAUAAAUAGAUCUGUAAAUACCUACUUCUAUUCGUUGAUAGAUUAACUUUUCGGGUCAAAGAGGGGAGGUUUAGGAGGAGUUGAUAAUUCAAUUACAUAUUGAUUUUGUUGUUUAAUUAGUUUCACCUGAGGUACGGGAAAUGAAGUACCCCCAGAACGAGGAAUGGGUGAUUAUAAGUUGUGGUGUAAUGUUGGACAAAGCGAAUUGACCGUACGGAGUUGAAAGCAUGGCCUGUCCACACAGCUUGG
Messenger RNA from Pyricularia grisea, 3059 nucleotides. RefSeq lists its product as uncharacterized. The record is from RefSeq and is a predicted model, not a curated record. The transcript is spliced from 4 exons. NCBI's taxonomy places the organism in Eukaryota, Fungi, Ascomycota, Sordariomycetes, Magnaporthales, Pyriculariaceae. Gene Ontology annotation, biological process: carbohydrate metabolic process. Bases 111 to 2708 code for a protein of 865 amino acids.